Messenger RNA from Musa acuminata AAA Group (dessert banana), 973 nucleotides. RefSeq names its product cyclin-D2-1-like. The record is from RefSeq and is a predicted model, not a curated record. Bases 127 to 822 code for a protein of 231 amino acids. Gene Ontology annotation, molecular function: cyclin-dependent protein serine/threonine kinase regulator activity. Gene Ontology annotation, cellular component: cytoplasm; cyclin-dependent protein kinase holoenzyme complex; nucleus. Lineage: Eukaryota; Viridiplantae; Streptophyta; Magnoliopsida; Zingiberales; Musaceae. Gene Ontology annotation, biological process: mitotic cell cycle phase transition; regulation of cyclin-dependent protein serine/threonine kinase activity. The transcript is spliced from 4 exons.
CUGUGCUUGUAGGUGAGCGAGUUCUACCGCUUCCGACCGGUGACGGCGUGUCUCUCCGUCAAUUACCUCGACCGAUUCCUCUCCUCCCAUUCUCUUCCGGGGCAGAAUGGGAAGGGAGGUUGGCCGAUGCAGCUGCUGUCGGUGGCGUGCGUGUCGGUUGCGGCGAAGAUGGAGGAGUCGCACGUGCCGCUGCUGCUCGACCUCCAGCUCCGCGAUCCUACUUAUGUCUUCGAGCCCCGCACCAUCCAACGGAUGGAGCUCCUCCUCGCGGCCGCACUGCGGUGGCGCCUGCGCGCCGUCACCCCCUUCGACUUCCUCCACCACCUCGCCGCCUCCCCCGCCGUCGCCGCCCUCUCUCCCUCCUCCUCUUCCGCCCUCUUCUCCCGCGCCGCCCGCCUCGUACUCUCCACCCACCGCGUGGUGGAUUUCUUGGUCUAUCGGCCAUCAGUGAUGGCAGCUGCGGCCUUCCUGUGUGCGGCAAACGAGAUGACCGAGUCGUCGGCCACAGGAACCGGCGACUGGUCGAGCUGCUUCGAUGCUUGGGUUAGCAAGGGAGUGGUGAAUAGGUGUCGCCAGCUAAUGGAGGAGCGGGUGAUCGGCACGUGCCCGUCAUCCCGGCGGGGAAACACUACGGAAUGCCGAGGUCGCCCCGAGCCGCCGAGGAGCCCUGUCGGCGUGUUGGACUCCGCCGCCUGCACGAGCUGUGACACCGGCCCGAGGUCCGAGGACGGACCCGAGCCACGCCCCGCCAAGCGCCUUCGGCUCGGCGACCACCCUUGUACAGACCGCGUAUUUACCGGCCUCGACGGUGAACUCCUCUAAUUAAUCUCCAUAACAUGGAUUGGUCUCUCCCCUGUUAAUCCUUUAAAUUGUUGUUAGAACCAGCAGGGUUUUGUUGUUAAUCCUUCCUCUUAAUCUUCUCGUAUAGCGUAUGUUUUCUGUUUUCCCGGAAAUGCCCCUGUGGUUCUCGGUU